AUGGGGCAGCCAGCCUCCAAAGAAGCCCGCACUGAGCGGGCACGGUCAGACGCUAUUGACCGGACGAUUCAGGAAGACUCGAAGCGCUUCAAGAAGGAAUGCAAGAUUCUGCUCCUGGGCUCCGGAGAGUCGGGCAAGUCAACAAUUGUAAAGCAGAUGAAGAUUAUCCACCAGAGAGGCUACGACACACAAGAAAGAGCGGUUUACCGGCCAACGAUAUACAAGAAUGUACUGGACAGUGCGGCGACGUUGGCACGAGUUGUAAGAAGGGUCGGGGUGGAGCGCAUAGCGACGGAGGGAGAGGAGGUCAGACGGCUUGUGGGGGUGCUACUCAGUGCAUUCCCAACGGUUACAAUGGGUCCCGUUGGAUUGGAGGGCGAAACGGACAUCGAGGGGUCAACAACAAGUGGGAGUUUGACCGGUACCCUUGGGACUCUGGACAGCAGCGGUGUUGAGGUUGGUCUCGACCCAGUGCCAUUCACCAGAGACGGAGGGUAUCUGGGUGGAAUGCCGCUUGGCCGAAUACCAACAACCGACUCCCCACACGCAGCCGAUGUGCUGGCCCAAACACACGCGGUGCUUACGCCAGCGCUUGCUGACGCAAUAUGGCAUAUUUCUCGACUGCCUGUCGUCGAAAAAAUGGUCGAUGACCAUCCGGCUGACUUUUAUCUCAUGGACAGCGCGAGCUACUUCUUCAAUUCCAUCCAUCGAAUAGCGGCGCCAACAUACAUACCGAACGAGGAAGACGUUCUUCGUGCGCGAGCAAAGAGUACGGCAAUCAUUGAAACGCGAUUCUUUAUGGGUGACCUAUCGAUUCAUAUGUUUGAUGUCGGCGGUCAACGGUCCGAACGCAAGAAAUGGAUUCAUUGCUUCGAGAGCGUAACCAGCAUCAUCUUCUGCACUGCUCUCAGUGAGUACGACCAGGUUCUGGAGGAGGAAAAGCGAGUAAAUCGCAUGCGAGAGUCACUCUAUCUUUUCGAGUCCAUAAUCAACUCGCGUUGGUUCCUUCGCACAAGCGUCAUCUUGUUUCUGAACAAGAUCGACGUCUUCAAGCGCAAACUCCCCAAGAUUCCUUUGGGGCGAUACUUCCCCGAAUAUGCGGGAGGAAAUGACUUGCAAAAAGCCGCGAAGUACAUCCUAUGGAAGUUCAUGCAAGAGAACCGCGCCAAGUUGACCGUUUACCCUCACGUUACCCAGGCCACAAAUACGAAGAACAUUCGGCUCGUAUUUGCUGCUGUGAAAGAAACAAUAUUGCAGAAUGCCUUGAAAGAUUCCGGGAUAUUAUAA
This is a messenger RNA of Mycena indigotica, 1287 nucleotides long. Its product is annotated as Heterotrimeric G-protein alpha subunit. Gene Ontology annotation, molecular function: GTP binding; G protein-coupled receptor binding; GTPase activity. Gene Ontology annotation, cellular component: heterotrimeric G-protein complex. The record is from RefSeq and is a predicted model, not a curated record. The transcript has 7 exons. NCBI's taxonomy places the organism in Eukaryota, Fungi, Basidiomycota, Agaricomycetes, Agaricales, Mycenaceae. Gene Ontology annotation, biological process: adenylate cyclase-activating G protein-coupled receptor signaling pathway. The coding region runs from base 1 to 1287 and encodes 428 amino acids.